Messenger RNA from Elgaria multicarinata webbii, 4131 nucleotides. RefSeq names its product kinesin family member 16B (gene KIF16B). The transcript is spliced from 27 exons. The coding region runs from base 56 to 4048 and encodes 1330 amino acids. Gene Ontology annotation, biological process: microtubule-based movement. Gene Ontology annotation, molecular function: ATP binding; microtubule motor activity; microtubule binding. NCBI's taxonomy places the organism in Eukaryota, Metazoa, Chordata, Lepidosauria, Squamata, Anguidae. The record is from RefSeq and is a predicted model, not a curated record.
GCGCCCCUGAGGGGGGCAGGCGAGGGGGGCUCGUCGCUCGCGGACGGGAUGCGCCAUGGCCUCGGUGAAGGUGGCCGUCAGAGUCAGGCCCAUAGACCGCAGGGAGAAGGAUCUGGAUGCUAAGUUUAUUAUAUCAAUGGAAAAAAAUAUAACAACAAUUACAAAUAUGAAGAUUCCAGAGGGAGGAACCGGAGACAUUGGAAGAGAACGGACAAAAACAUUUACAUAUGAUUUCUCUUACUUUUCGGCUGAUACUAAAAGUCCAAACUAUACAUCUCAAGAAAUGGUCUUUAAGAACCUUGGCACUGAUGUCCUCAAAUCAGCUUUUGAAGGUUACAAUGCUUGUAUUUUUGCAUAUGGACAGACUGGAUCUGGAAAAUCUUAUACAAUGAUGGGGAAUACUGGGGAUGCUGGUUUAAUACCGCGGAUUUGUGAAGGAUUAUUCAACCGAAUAAAUGAGAAAACAAGAUGGAAUGAAGCCUCUUUUCGGACAGAGGUCAGUUACCUGGAAAUUUACAAUGAACAUGUUAGAGAUUUACUGAGGCGCAAAUCUUCAAAAACAAAUAAUUUAAGAAUUCGUGAGCAUCCAAAAGAAGGCCCUUAUGUUGAAGAUUUGUCUAAGCAUUUAGUUCAAAAUUAUAGCGAUGUAGAAGAGCUUAUGGAAGCAGGAAACAUAAAUCGGACCACUGCUGCAACUGGAAUGAAUGAUGUUAGCAGCAGAUCUCAUGCCAUUUUCACAAUCAACUUUACUCAGGCUAAGUUUGAUGCUGAAAUGCCAUGCGAGACGGUAAGCAAAAUACAUCUGGUAGACCUUGCUGGAAGUGAGAGAGCUGAUGCCACUGGUGCUACAGGUGUUAGAUUAAAAGAAGGAGGAAAUAUUAACAAAUCCCUAGUUACUCUGGGAAACGUAAUUUCUGCCUUAGCUGAUCUAUCUCAGGACGCCUCAAACCCUCUUACAAAGAAGAAGCAAGUAUUUGUGCCUUACAGGGAUUCUGUUUUGACAUGGCUUUUGAAAGAUAGCCUAGGAGGAAACUCUAAAACAAUAAUGAUUGCAACUAUUUCACCUGCUGAUGUCAAUUAUGGAGAAACUUUAAGCACCCUUCGCUAUGCAAACCGAGCUAAAAACAUAAUCAACAAGCCUACUAUUAAUGAGGAUCCAAACGUCAAGCUAAUUCGUGAGCUUCGAGCUGAAAUAGCCCGACUGAAAACUCUUCUUGCUCAGGGGAAUCAGAUCGCACUUCUGGAUUCACCAACAGCGUUAAGUAUGGAAGAAAAGCUUCAGCAGAAUGAAGCAAGAGUGCAAGAGCUAACCAAAGAGUGGACUAACAAGUGGAAUGAAACCCAAAACAUUCUAAAAGAGCAAACUUUAGCGCUUAGGAAAGAAGGAAUUGGUGUUGUUUUAGAUUCUGAACUGCCUCACCUAAUAGGCAUUGAUGAUGAUCUUCUGAGUACAGGUAUCAUCUUGUAUCACUUGAAGGAGGGUCAAACUCAUGUGGGCAGAGAAGAUGCUGCAACAGAACAGGAUAUUGUCCUCCGUGGCCUUGAUUUGGAAAGUGAACAUUGCAUCUUUGAACAUUUCAAUGGAACAGUUAAUUUAAUACCACUCAGUGGAGCACAAUGCUCUGUAAAUGGAAUUCAGAUCACAGAGGCCACACAACUCAACCAAGGUGCUGUUAUAUUACUGGGGAGAACAAAUAUGUUUCGUUUCAAUCAUCCCAAAGAAGCAGCUAAAUUGCGGGAAAAAAGAAAGAGUGGACUGCUUUCUACCUUCAGUUUGUCCAUGUCAGACCUUUCAAAGUCUUGUGAAAACCUCUCAGCAGUCAUGCUGUAUAAUCCAGGUCUUUUCCCUGUAAAAGGACCAAUCUGUCUAAGAUUAGAAUUUGAGAGACAGCAACGAGAAGAACUAGAAAAAUUAGAAAGUAAAAGAAAGUUGAUAGAAGAAAUGGAGGAAAAACAAAAAUCUAACAAAGCUGAGCUAGAAAGAAUGCAACAAGAAGUGGAGUCACAGCGUAAAGAAACGGAAAUAGUUCAGUUGCAAAUCCGAAAGCAAGAGGAGAACCUUAAAAGGAAAAGUGUUCAUAUAGAAAGCAGGAUGAAAGACUUGCUGGCAGAAAAGGAAAAAUUUGAAGAAGAGAGAUUACGUGAACAGCAAGAAAUAGAGUUUCAAAAAAAGAAACAAGAAGAAGAAAUUUUUGCCAGAGUUAAAGAAGAACUUCAGCGAUUACAAGAGCUCAAUCAAAAUGAAAAAGCAGAGAAAAUGCAGAUUUUCCGAGAACUAGAAAAGCUUAAAAAGGAAAAAGAAGAACAAUAUAUCAAGUUAGAAUUGGAAAAAAAGAGGCUGGAGGAACAGGAAAGAGAUCAAUUACUGCUGGUGGCAAACUUAGAAGAGCAGCUUAGAGACAAACAAGUCAUGAUACAGCUGCUCAAAAGAGGAGAUGUGCAAAGGGUUGAAGAAGAGAAGAAAGGCCUUGAAGACAUCAGAGAGUCUCUCUUGCGAGUCAAAGAAGCCAGAUCUGAAGGAGAUGAAGACUGUGAAGAGUUAGAAAAGGUACAGCACAACUUCAUGGAUUUCAAGCAGAAGCAGCUAGAACAGCUAACUAGUUUAGAGAGAGACUUGGUUCAACAAAGGGAUCACCUACAAAAAGAGGUAGCUGAUGAGCACGAAAAUCUGGUCCGUUUAAAACAUGCACGUACACAGCAUUUAAAUCUUGAGAGAAAUGAUGAAAACAUUCUGGAUGCUUCACUCGCUGUUGAAGAAUGUAAUAAAAUAAAAUCGAGUGAAUAUAGGCUGCAGCAUAAGGAGAGGCAGCUUCUGCAUCUGAUUAAUAAUCAUUUACCAGCUUUGUCGGAAGAAAAGCAAAGAGCCUCUGAAGUACUUGACCGAGGCCUACAAAGCUUGGACAAUACUCUUUAUGAAGUUGAGAAAGAAAUGGAAGAAAAAGAGGAACAGCUUUCACAGUAUAGGGCCAGUGCCAGCCAGCUGCAGCAGCUUCAAGAAACGUUUGAAUUCACUACCAAUGUAGCUCGUCAAGAAGAAAAAGUUCGGAAAAAGGAAAAAGAAAUUCUUGAAUCAAGGCAAAGACAGCAACGAGAGGCACUGGAGCAAGCCGUGGCUAAAUUGGAAAGGCGACACUCUGCUUUGCAGCGUCAUUCUACCAUAGAAAUUGAGGAGCAGAAGCAGAAACUUGCAACUUUGAACAGUAGUUACAGUGAACAAGGAGACCUGCAGGCUACUCUAGACGCAGAACAAAAGGCCUUGGAACAAGACCGAGAACAUUUGGACUUGCAAAUACAGCAGUUAAAGCAGAAGAUAUAUGAAGGUGAUGGAGUUGAAAAAGGCUACCUAGGAGCCGCAGAAGAGAGACUGUCUCAUAGCAAUUCUCCUUCUAACAUCCCAAAGUCUCCAUCCCAUUUUAUUCCCUUGGUUGAUGACAGAAUAAAUGCCUUCAUUGAAGAAGAAGUUCAAAGACGCCUUCAAAAUAUUCAUUAUAGUUCUGGAGAGAACAAUAAUAGCUUGUUACAUUCUACGGAUCUUACAAAGGAUAACGAGAAAUUUCAUAAUGGUUCUGUUCAGCGUAAGUUGAAGUAUGAGCGAAUGAUCAGUUGCUCUGUUAAAACCAACCCAGAUGACCUAAAGAAUCCAGUUAAAAUUAGUAUUCCGCGCUACGUCCUUUGUGGUCAGGGAAAGGAUGAGCACUAUGAAUAUGAAAUAAAGAUUUCAGUCCUAGAUGAGACAUGGACAGUAUUCAGGCGGUACAGUCGCUUUAGGGAAAUGCAUCAAACAUUAAAAUUAAAAUACCCAGAGCUGGCUAUAUUAGAAUUUCCUCCCAAGAAGCUCUUUGGAAACAAGGAUGAACGAGUCAUUGCAGAGCGUCGGAAUCACUUAGAGAAAUACCUCAAAAGCUUCUUUGGCGCCAUGCUCAGCUCUCCGUCUUCCCCACUGCAUGUAAAUAAAGACGGCCUGACCCUGUCAAAACAUGACAUUUGUGAAUUCUCGUCGUUCUUCAAAAAAGGUGUAUUUGACUACAGCAGCCAUGGCACCAGUUAACGAUUGGAAACCUCGCUACUUAUUGGAAGAAUAAACUCACAGCCUUGUCUUCCUUUCUGCUCUACACUCUUAGAUAAUAAUAA